This is a messenger RNA of Heteronotia binoei (common prickly gecko), 2007 nucleotides long. RefSeq names its product thyroid receptor-interacting protein 6-like. Gene Ontology annotation, biological process: positive regulation of non-canonical NF-kappaB signal transduction. The record is from RefSeq and is a predicted model, not a curated record. Lineage: Eukaryota; Metazoa; Chordata; Lepidosauria; Squamata; Gekkonidae.
GUUCUGUCCCUUUUUAAUUUUUCCUAGCUUCUCUCACGAUGUCUGGCCCCACCUGGCUCCCCCCAAAGCAGGUGUGCGUCUCGGGGUCUCCUGGUAUCCUGGUCUCCGCUCCAGUGGCUUGCAAGCCCCAGAAGAGUUUUGCUACUGCUCCCGCCGCCCCCAGGCCCCUGUACGGAUCUCAGGAGGCCAACGGGACUAUGAGUGCCAUGGGGCCGGCCCCUCGGUACCCACCCCCUGCAGCAGGGCCCCCUUCCCUUUCGCAGGAGGCCUCAGCUGAGCACCACUACCCAGCCAAAGAGGAGCAAGGAUCGGGGGGUUCGUGGGGCAGCGUCUCUCCUCCGGGCUACCCCGGGCAGGGCCCCUCCCUGGACCAGCGCCCGGCUCGCUCUUCCAGCAUUGACGUCCAGAUAGACUCCCUCACCAACAUGCUGGCGGAUAUGGAGAGCACCGGGCACCGCCGGGGUGAGAGGCAGAACGUGGAUUCUGCUCCGUACCCACCUGCCCCGCCGCAUCCGGGUGCCUACAAACCUACCGGUGCCUACAAGCCAGGAUCCUCAGAAGCCUUCCCCACAGCUUCCGCCGCUGACUCUUACGCCAAGAGUGUGCCUUACGGAGGUCAGCCAAUGCCAGCCUACCCGGUCUCCUCAGGGCUGCCCUCCCAGUACGGCACUCCUGUCACCGGCGACUCUUACGGAGCGGGAUACCACCGGGCGACGGCAGUCUCCAAGCCGUUCCCCCAGCCAACGCCGGCUUCCUACGCCACGGCCUCCACUUCCGCCGGUCCGCAUUUCAACGUUCAAGUGAAGGUGGCCCAGCCAGUCCCGGGCUACAACCAGCCACGGCGCAGGGCGGAGCAAGCGUAUGGCCCUCCGUCCCCGCAGCCUGGCUAUGCAAAGCCGCCCCCUCAGUAUGCCUCAGAGCCGGGGCUCAGGACCCGACCCCACGACGCAGAGCCCUGGUACCCGGACCCCCCAUCUUACGGCAAGCGGGUGGGCGAGGGGGAGUUCUACGCCGGACCUGGAGGGCACUCCAAGCUGGGCUCGCCGGGAGGGCAGUACCAAUCUGGAUUGGCGAAGCCAGGGAAGGAGGAGUUGGCGCCCUUGUCCCAGAUGCCGGCCGGCGGCGGAGGGUUGAGAUACCAGCACCAGGCUCCCCCAAGCCGCCCAGAAGAAGAGCUGGAUCGGCUGACAAAGAAACUUGUGUACGACAUGAACAACCCUCCGUCCGGCGAAUAUUUUGGUGAGGAACCCGCACGGGAGAUCUGGAAGUGGGGAGGGCCAUAUGUCAUGACAUUUCCUCUCCUCUCUCCCCCGCAGGAGUGUGGGCUGCUGCUCUCUUCGGAGGGCGAGGGACGCGGCUGCUACCCGCUGGACGGCCACAUUCUGUGCAAGAGCUGCAGCGCGCGGCGGAUCCAAGAGCUCUCCUCCAAGAUCACCACGGAUUGCUGAUGUGCGCGUGGGCGGGGGGGGGGACCCUGGCGCUCUCCUGCCUCCUUCGACCUCCUCCUCCCAGUCCCUCCCCUCCCCCCCACCUGUGUUGGCCUUCUCCUGCUCCUCCUUGGCAGGACCUGAGACGCCCCCUCUGCUCCCCCCCCAAAAAAAACUCCCUUGCCUCCGCACCUUCCUAAGAGGAGCCAGACAUGAAUGUCUCCACCCCCUCCCCUCUGCCUGCAUCAUCACAUGACUUAAUUCUUACCGCCUUCCUGCCCCAAGGAGCCCCCAAACCCAUAAGCUGGUCUUAGCUGGGGGGUGGGGUGGGGGGGCCGCGUGCCAUUCUUUCUUCCUGCUCCCCACUGUUUCAGGCCCUUCUUUCGCCCUCAUCCUCUAGCCUGCAGCUCAGGAGGCCGGACUCCUGGGGCGGUUUUAAAUCUCCUCCGAUAUUCAAGUUACUGUAUUGGUUUUCUUGGAAAUGUCGCUCUCCUACCUCUUGAGUUCUUCUUACCACGGUGGGGUGGGGGGAGAACCGGCAUGUUCCACGUCAGAAUUUAAAUAAAGAAUGUCAGCAUUU